This is a messenger RNA of Ochlerotatus camptorhynchus, 3222 nucleotides long. Its product is annotated as phosphatidylinositol 4,5-bisphosphate 5-phosphatase A. The record is from RefSeq and is a predicted model, not a curated record. Bases 675 to 2186 code for a protein of 503 amino acids. Gene Ontology annotation, biological process: phosphatidylinositol dephosphorylation. Gene Ontology annotation, cellular component: ruffle; plasma membrane; cytoplasm. Lineage: Eukaryota; Metazoa; Arthropoda; Insecta; Diptera; Culicidae. The transcript is spliced from 9 exons. Gene Ontology annotation, molecular function: phosphatidylinositol-4,5-bisphosphate 5-phosphatase activity.
GCGGACCGUGACAUAGUUACGAUAGGUGGCAGCAUUAUUUUGUUUGUUGCUUCCUUCAUAUUGAGUCGGUUCUCGGUGGAGCUCUGUCGCUCUUUGAAUUCCUAAAGUAAAUCAUACGCUCAGCAAUCUCUCGCCAACUUGGACACCACGCCGGGCCAGACUGCCAUUAGAAGUGCCGAAAGCCGAAAUCCAAGCGACAGCUGAGUGAAGAAAGAAGAAAAAUUCCGUUCCUCCUUUUAGCAGAUUGCGGAAUAUUUGCUCUCCUACCCAUCAUCGUCGUCAUCGCAACCAUCGCGGGUGGCUAGUUUGGCCUAUUAGUGUGCAGGAACGCGUUGACGACGACGACUCAAAAGGGUUACUCGCACGUCAUACUAGUGUAUUUUUUUCGUCGUGGAAGUUGUGUGUAGUGUAGUGUGAGCCGGUGGCGGAGUGGAGAAAUCGUGACACGGCUGUGUCUUUCAACGCGUGUUAGUGUAAUUUGGAAAGUGACGAAAAUAGAACCGAUCUGUCGUCUGCUUAGAAGAAGAAGUGUCUGUGAUUGAUACCACCAGCGCAGUGUCUCGAGACGAGUAGAGAUAUAGGAGAGACGGAGGAGUGAGCCGAAUAUCUGGUUCAGAACAGCUGGCGGAGUUAGCAGAAAAGAACCCGAGGAUUCUACUUCUUGGAAGCGAACGAUGAGCGAAAACAACAACUGGGAUGUGAAAUUAUACAUAGUAACAUGGAACGUGAGCACAAAAUUCCCAGAAAACCUCUCCCUCUACAAGCUGCUUGGGUUGGAAUCGUCGCCCGAGCUGGAAACCGAUCUCCCCGAUUUCUUCGUCAUUGGCCUCCAGGAAGUUAACUCCCAGCCGCAAAACACACUGUACAACCUGUUCAAGGAUGACCUGUGGACGCAAAAGUUCAAAGAACUGCUCAAAGAGCGCGACUAUGUCGUCAUCAAGACAGAACAGAUGCAGGGUCUCCUACUGUCAGUAUUCGCCCGACGGAAACACUUGCUCCAUCUGCGGCAGGUUGAAACCGAGUACACCCGCACCGGGCUAGGGGGGAUUUGGGGUAACAAAGGUGCUGUUAGUGUAAGGUUAAACGUAUACGGCUGUUCGAUUUGCUUGGUCAACGCUCACCUGGCGGCUCACGAUCACAUGCUGGAGGAACGGAUCAACGACUACGAGAAGAUCGUACAGGAACACAAGUUUCACGUCAAGACGAAGGAAGCCAUCUUUGACCAUGACUACGUGUUCUGGUUCGGUGAUCUCAACUUCCGACUGACGGGUGAGGCGACGACCUCUGCCGAGGAGAUUCGUGCCAUGGUGGCCAAAGACGAGUUGAAGAAGCUCAUUGAGAAGGACCAACUGCUGCUAGUUCGGCGAGAAGGUCGAGCCUUCCAGAAGCUGCAAGAACGAGUACCACAAUUCCCGCCAACAUUCAAGUUCGAACACGGUUCCAAUGACUAUGAUAUGAAGCGACGCCCUGCUUGGACUGACCGGAUACUGUACGCCAUGAAGGAGAAUAACUACCGGAACGUGAAACUAACCGUCGAGCAGACGUCCUACAAAAGCCAUCCUAGUUACAACAUCAGCGAUCACAAACCGGUGACGAGCGAAUUCACCAUCAAGGUGAUCCGUAAGCCUCAGUACAGUGGUGAACGGUUCAAGACCAACCACUACCAGCGGCUCAGCUACCGGAUGGCCAUCGCCAACGGUACCGAGUCCUACGCUAGGUUGAACUCGUUUGAUGAUUUGAUUUCCGAUUUGGUUGAUGCCGGACAGGUGUACGAGGAUACGACAGAGAGGACAGUCAUGUUCAAGCCAAUCGAACUGUGGCUGGUGGGUGAACCGAACCAGAUCGAGUACACCAUUCCGUGUGGGUUCGAUGAGGGCAAUGCCGAUUGGAUCGGCAUCUAUCGGGAGGACUUUACCAGCCUAAGUGAAUACCUUGCGUACGAGUAUACCGAAACCUAUAAGGACAAGCAACACCAGAUGAACGAACAACAGCAGCAGCACCAGAAGAAUACCCGAACCGAGAAGUUGACCUUCUCGGAGAACGUCAACCUUCCGCAGGGUGUCCGCUACCAGCUGCUGUACUUCCAAAGCACCGGAUCCCGCGGAGUGACAGGGCUGGUGGGCAUCAGCAACACCUUCGACGUGGAGAAACGCUGCCCAUCGCCGUCAUUCGAUGACAUUGAUUGAUCCGGACAGCGCCAUCGAAGGGCUAGUUUACCCGCUACCGUUGCAAGUUUUCAGCACCCUAGACCGAUGUAAGAAAGAAAAAGCUUAAACCAACCAGCUUCUCGCCUGGCGCACCCGAGUGUGAUAAUCGAUUAGUCACUAAAAUUAGUUGCUAUAAAAUUUCAAAUGAGGGUCUUUCACCUGUCUGUCGGUUCCCGUAUUUUCGGGAGCUAACUACCCAACAAGUGAGGCCUUAGAGCGUGAUUCUAGAGCACCCAUCCAAGGAUAUUCGGAACGAAACUUAGCGAGCGUAAAAUUUAUCUUAGUAGAUUCCCAGAACGUGGGAAGCCAUAAACAAAUUUAGGUGAGGUGUGUGCAAUCGCUAAAAUCACUAUAAUUAUAGCCAGCGGUAUAUUAAUACUACGCUGUUUUAGGAAUACAAAAAAAUAGCACUUGUUUUCAGUUAUAAGGUUUUUGGCAUACAUAACUUAAAUACCAAAUAUCAAAAAACACACCUGUACUAUCUAUACCCUUGGAAGCCCCAAACAAAAUGCCAAAAUAUGGUUUAAAAAAGUAACCCCGGAAGGAUCCGGGAAAGAACCAAUUUAUAGACACAUCUGUUGGUUGUUGUUUCGUUAAGCAUUUAGUUUUAAUUUCUAGACCACCUACGAAACGCUGUUAACGCGAUGCAUUCUACCUGCACCGUGUGUACAGCGCCUUAGACUUUCCUAUUAUUAUUUCCCCAUCCAAAUAGCAUUCUCAUGUAGGAGAAUCAUUUGUUUACUGUAAGUGAAAAUGACACUUUUGUUGAAUUUGUUCGUUCCAGAAAUAAAUACAUUUAAAUAAAUACAAUCGUACUUGUUCUACGUUUUUGACUUGCACUUUAAAAACUCAAUUACGCAAAGCAAAAUACCACAUAUUCAAAUUCAGCAGCGGCCGAAACAUACAUAGCUAGAAUACAUCAAUAGCAGUUGACACUUCUUUCACUACCUUCCUGAAACAGAUAAUCCAUUUCAACGAAAUAAAGUGCAUUUGCAAGAAUGUUAUGCGAAAGGGA